CGAAAAAUUAAAGAACAUAAAGUUUGUUAUUUCGACGUAAGACAUUUCGUCAUAGUCGAAAUUACGUAAUUGACGCUGGCGUCAUAACGUCGCGGUUAACAGGGACAACGACGUCAAUACACGAAACAUGAACGCAGCUGUUAGCACGGACAUCUUUCUAGAUAUGAUCAAGCUAAAUUCAAAGAAAAGAAAACGUACAUCUAGCUGUGAAGCAGACGGCCUUCCUACUGCAAAGCGUCCACGGAUGAUGUCCUGGGCAUCAAAAAGACUCGAGCAAAAGUCUUGGGAAUGGCGCGAAAGAAGAAGGAAAAUUGCUUUAGGUAUAGUACUUUACUGGGAAGCUCAGAUGCGAGAUAUCGGCAGAAUGGCACGCAAGAGAGCAGGCAGUGAGAUGUAUGCCGACUAUGUAGGCAUGGGGAAAUCUAAAUACAUGAAGCUGCUUCAAGAAAUACCAUCACAGCCAUCAUCAUCACCAGUCUCGUCAGCAACAAUACAAGCAGUUCUAAAAGCAACAGAAACAAAAGCAAGAGUACAAGAAGCUGGCAUAAAAGAAGUAUCACCCCCUGAACAGAAACGAAGAUUGAUUAAAAGGUUGUCGGACAAUGGUGAAGCAGAGGAAGCUCCACAGGACAAGGUCACUCCUGCUCCUCGCAGAAACGGAUGGCGUAGAAAAGGAGAGAAGAGAAGCUGACUUGUUUUUACUAAGAAUCUGUGUUGUUGUUUUUUUUUAAUUUUGAGGUUGCCAAGU
Mercenaria mercenaria is the source of this 748-nucleotide messenger RNA. RefSeq lists its product as uncharacterized. The transcript is spliced from 3 exons. Bases 128 to 691 code for a protein of 187 amino acids. The record is from RefSeq and is a predicted model, not a curated record. NCBI's taxonomy places the organism in Eukaryota, Metazoa, Mollusca, Bivalvia, Venerida, Veneridae.